Messenger RNA from Neurospora crassa OR74A, 2659 nucleotides. RefSeq lists its product as hypothetical. NCBI's taxonomy places the organism in Eukaryota, Fungi, Ascomycota, Sordariomycetes, Sordariales, Sordariaceae. Gene Ontology annotation, molecular function: ubiquitin protein ligase activity; zinc ion binding. The record is from RefSeq and is a predicted model, not a curated record. The coding region runs from base 658 to 2451 and encodes 597 amino acids. The transcript is spliced from 3 exons.
CCCAAACUCGUCACGACCUCGUCUUGGGAGGACUCCGGAAAAAUCAGCCCGUUUGCCUUCCACGUGAUGUUUUGCUUCCCGCUCUGCAACUUCUUUCUGCAUCGAUUCGUGCCCACAUCCCCAGCCUUGUUGUCCUCGCACCUUCCUAUAGUUCUGGCUUCUCGACACCCGCACUUAUCCCAAUCUAUCCAUCAUUGGCUGUCCCAACCAACGUGUUCAGACUCAAUCAAUCACGUGUUUUGUUGCUUCCCCGCUCGCAAUUUUUCCUGCAUACGUGCCUACAUCCCCAACCUCGUCGUCGCCACCACCUCGGCGUUUUCACACAACAUCACCUUCGUCGCAACAUCAUCAUCCUUGCAAACUCAACGUCGCUGCCAUUUGAGAAUCCCACCGGUAUUUCAACUUUUGCACAUAAUCCGCUCGUGCCAUCUCAUUGCUGGCUUUCGGUUACUGAAAGUUCCCGUUGACGCGUUUCGCUAUUGCUGAUUGUGCACAUCUCCAAUCUUUCCGUCGUCGCAACCUUAUCGUUGUCGGAACCUCGCCGUCGCCAGGACUUGAAGCGUUGUUGACGUUUUCUUUUUUGGACACUCCCUCUCAACCCAACUUGCCGACGCGCGCCAUUCAUUACUACCCGCAAACGAGCACUAACACCAGACCAUGAAUCGCCUUACCGCAGACUGGCUACCGGACGACACCCCUUGGGAGAAGCUCACGUGGUUCACGAAAGACGAGUUGAGGAAACAAUGUGCGAAGCGAUCCCUUCCUGUUACCGGUACCAAGUCCGUGCUUCAACAGCGACUGCUCGACUACCAGCGCACCCAUACCACCGAGGUCAGACCUUGUCCUUUGCGGCUGGAAUUCCCAUGUCCCUUGGAGACGGAGUAUGGAAGGUCGGCAAAGCCAACGCGUGCCAUAGUACUUGUUGAGGACUUGAGCACCUUUCGUGCUUGUUUGAAAAUGCGUUUUACGUUCGCGUCCCAUCAAGUCACGCACCUUGACGGUGAUAUUGAGACAUUUGCUAAAGUUCAAGUUAACUUUACUAAUAAACCGUCUUGCUCUUGUCGGAGACACUUCCUACACGAUCUUCCCUGCUACCAUGUUGAAUAUCUCCUUCGCAAAUUUUUCAACUGCCCGGAGCCUCUUCUCUGGCAAGAAGCGUACCUAACUUCAGAGCUCGAAUACAUCUACCGAAAAAGUCACGCUGCCCUUAGUCGUGUCAAGCCAGACCGGUACCGUCAGGGAAAGCGAUGUGUCAUAUGUUUUGAUGUGCAUAAGACGCAUGAAAAGAAUGUCCCUUGCAGUUUGUGCGGAAUGCCAACACAUUCAUUCUGCCUCAAAGCAUUGAGGAAGAAGAGAAAAUUCGAUCCUGCGCAAGCGAGUCAAUGCAUCCUCUGCUUAGACAAGACCGCCUUGGCCGUUGAGAAGUAUUUUGGACGGUCUCAGGUCUCGCCGGCCGUUGCCGGCCCCGGCCCCGCCCUCGUUCCCAACGCCCCAGCCAGCAACAAGGCACUAGCCGGACCGGACCGAUCGGUCACGAGUACUACUCAGUCGGAGGCUGUAUCACCCGACUCCAUAGAGCGAACGACCACCAUGCAGGAGCCACACAGCGCAGCACAGCAAAAGUGCACAUCCACGCCGCUUCCAGGGGUCCCGGCGCUUAUUUGGCAGGAGAUGCACCAGCAGGCACGAGAACAACGACAACAACAACAACAACAACAACAACAGAAGCAAAGUGAGCAACGACAACGACAAGACGAGCAAAAGCAGAAACAACAAAGACAGCAGCAGCAGUCGCAGGCAAAGGUGCGAGCGAUUCGCCCCGUCAUCACUGAGGUAAGGGUCUCGGAACUCCCUGACCCUGCCCGGGUAGAGGUAGGGAGCCGAGUAGCAGCAAAACAGACGCCUAUCACCCAGAAGCUGGUGUCUAAGGAAAUUGGGGGGAGUCCUGCUGCUGCUGCUGCUGCUGCUGCUGCUGCUUCUGGUAGCGGUGUUCGUUCUCCUAUUCAAUCCUCACCUCCACCCAUAAGCACAGCUACCCAACCUGACAAAAGUGCCGUCAAUCCAUGUGGUGAUUCUAGAGGCCGCUCUACUGAGGCUACUGAAGUCGCUGGUCUCGCCAAUGAACAGGCAAAUAAUGCCGAUGUUCCUGGCUCCAUUCUUAUCGGUGCCAAUACAAUCAUCACAGCCACUCUUGAUGAUGAUAUCAGCAACAACAGCAACAACGCGGACAGAAAGGCCGCCAAGCUAGCGCGCAAUCUCAAGCGGCUUGAAGUCAAGUUGGAGCAGCUAGACAGGGAUGCAGAUUACUACUACAAAAAAGCCGAGAGGAGGUCGCAAAAAUAUCAGACAGUUCAAAAGAAGAUUCGGAAAAUCAAGGAGAAGGCGGAGAAGAGGGCUUUGGCGAGAAGAAGAGAAGGGGUAGAGGAGGGAGCGGUCAGCGAUGUUGUGUGAAAAAUGGAGUGCUCGAAAGCGGAGCGGUUCGGGGAUGGUUUUUCCUUUGAUUUAUUUUCCUUUUUUCCUCUUUCUGGAUCGUAGAGGUAUUUCUUUGCUUCAUUUCUCUGGUUCUGUGUAGUAGGUAGAUGUCGUUUUUGACUACGGUUCCUGGUAUGCGUUAGAACGACUUGUCUUUCGAGGACAAGAAAUAUACAUUGUUUCACGU